AUGAGUAGUACGAUAUUCUACCGUUUUAAGUCUCAACGCAACACAUCGAGAAUUUUAUUUGACGGUACUGGCCUGACAGUAUUUGAUCUAAAGAGGGAAAUUAUUCAGGAGAACAAACUAGGAGAUGGCACUGAUUUUCAAUUAAAAGUGUAUAAUCCAGAUACAGAAGAAGAAUAUGACGAUGAUGCCUAUGUUAUCCCCAGAUCUACGAGUGUGAUAGUAAAAAGAUCUCCAGCAAUAAAAUCAUUUUCUGUGCAUAGCCGCCUCAAAGGGAACGUGGGGGCAGCUGCGCUAGGGAAUGCAACAAGGUAUGUUACUGGUAAGCCAAGGGUGUUGCAAAGGAAACAGCACACCGCUGCAACCACCGCUAAUGUUAGUGGUGUGACUGAAGAAGAGAGAAUAGCUAGUAUGUUUGCGACGCAAGAAAAUCAAUGGGAACAAACACAAGAGGAAAUGUCUGCAGCCACGCCUGUUUUUUUCAAGUCUCAAGCGAAUAAGACUGCGGUGCAAGAGAAUGAAGGCCCACCACCACCAGGCUACAUGUGCUAUCGUUGCGGUGGCAGAGAUCAUUGGAUCAAGAAUUGUCCGACGAACAGCGAUCCAAAUUUUGAGGGAAAAAGAAUUAGAAGAACUACCGGUAUCCCAAAGAAGUUCCUAAAAUCCAUCGAAAUAGACCCUGAGACGAUGACACCGGAGGAAAUGGCUCAGCGAAAGAUCAUGAUCACGGACGAGGGAAAAUUCGUGGUUCAAGUUGAAGACAAACAGUCAUGGGAAGACUAUCAAAGGAAAAGAGAGAAUAGACAAAUUGAUGGCGACGAAGGCGUAUGGAGGAAAGGACAUUUCAAGGAUCUACCCGACAAUUUGAAAUGUCCCCUAACAGGAGGCCUUCUAAGACAGCCCGUAAAGACAAGUAGAUGCUGCAACAAGGAUUUUUCGAAAGUAGCACUGGAAGACGCAUUGGUAGACAGCGACUUUGUAUGUCCCAAUUGCGAAACUAGCGAUAUUCUUCUUGAUUCACUAAUGCCCGACGAGGAUAAGCAAAAGGAGGUGAAAGCAUUUUUGAGGAAGCAGGAAGAAUUGGGCAGCAAUUCCAAGGAUGGUAACCAGCCGGAGACCAAGAAGAUUAAACUGCCGGAUACCACCGGCACCAACGGCUUGAACAACAAUGCCAACCCCUCUACGUCUGUAAAUAAUGGUGCCGCGCCAGUGCCACUGCCCUUCGGUAUGCCACCUUUUCCCAUGUUUCCACUGCCCUUCAUGCCUCCAGCGCCAACCGUCACAAAUCUUCACCAAACAGAUAUGAGUCCCAAGAAGUGA
Saccharomyces kudriavzevii IFO 1802 is the source of this 1317-nucleotide messenger RNA. It is a transcript of the gene MPE1, whose product is annotated as cleavage polyadenylation factor subunit MPE1. Gene Ontology annotation, cellular component: nucleus. Bases 1 to 1317 code for a protein of 438 amino acids. Gene Ontology annotation, biological process: mRNA processing; protein ubiquitination; ubiquitin-dependent protein catabolic process. The transcript has a single exon. Lineage: Eukaryota; Fungi; Ascomycota; Saccharomycetes; Saccharomycetales; Saccharomycetaceae. Gene Ontology annotation, molecular function: zinc ion binding; nucleic acid binding; ubiquitin protein ligase activity. The record is from RefSeq and is a predicted model, not a curated record.